Messenger RNA from Gossypium raimondii (Peruvian cotton), 729 nucleotides. RefSeq names its product PLAT domain-containing protein 3. The transcript has 2 exons. The record is from RefSeq and is a predicted model, not a curated record. Gene Ontology annotation, molecular function: protein binding. Bases 1 to 534 code for a protein of 177 amino acids. NCBI's taxonomy places the organism in Eukaryota, Viridiplantae, Streptophyta, Magnoliopsida, Malvales, Malvaceae.
AUGGCGACCCCAAAGCAGCUGAUAUUGCCUUUCUUCUUCCUCCUCUCCUUAUCCUCCAUUGCUCUUUCCGAAGGCGAAGAUUGCGUUUACACGAUCUAUAUAAGAACCGGAACCAUCAUCAAAGGUGGAACCAACUCCAUCAUCAGCUUGAAACUCUAUGAUGCCAAAGGUGAAUACGUCGAGAUUGAAAACCUAGAAGCGUGGGGAGGGUUAAUGGGGGAGGGGCACGACUAUUACGAACGUGGAAACUUGGAUAUUUUCGCAGGCAGAGGACGUUGUUUGGCCUCGCCUGUAUGUGCCAUGAACUUAACAUCAGACGGUACGGGUCCUCAGCACGGAUGGUACUGUAAUUAUGUGGAAGUCACCAUGACUGGCAUCCAUACCCCUUGUAGCCAACAGAUGUUCGCAGUGGAGCAAUGGUUGGCAUUCGAUACUUUACCUUUCGACCUCACCGCCAUUAGGAACUAUUGUUCGGCUGAGCUUCGCACCAAUCAACAAAAUUCUCAGGAGGUGCCUAGUAGAUCAAGCACCUGAUGAGGGCUGUUGAUUAGUGGGGAUUAUGGUCUCUUAAUCAUAUCAUCAGCUACAGUUUCGUCAUUUUACGGGAAUUUUUUUUUUAAUUUAGAUUAAAUUAAGGUUCACAUGACAUGACAUACAUAUGUGUGUCUGUGAGUUAAAAUUUGUUCUUGUUGGAAACUGGAAACAGAGACGUCAUUCUUUUGUUCUUUA